AUGGCACCAAGAACCAACGCCAUCACCACCGCCAUCACCGACGCUCCUCAGCCAGCACUCACGGUCCCCAAUCCCACAUCCACCGUCAACAUCAACAUGACGAACAUCAUCAAUUCUCCCGUCCAAUUCUCCGCAAGCUGGUCCAACAUCUUUCUCGGUGUGGGCGGCAUCGUCGGACUCAUCAUCUUCAUCUGCUGGUUUAUCAGCCAAAAAGCGUGGAACCACGGGUGGUGGCCCAAGGGUCUCAAAGACAAGCUUUUGGACACAGCUGUGGAACUGUUGCGAGUAAUGGAGAGGAUGGAGAACGGCAUCGACACCAUCGUUACUGCGCAGCAAUACCAUUUCGAUUGCCAAGAAAGCCAGAUGGAUCGCUUGCUUCAGCUGCGCGGGGCUAAGGAUCGGCGGUGCUUACAUCGGGACGAGGAGCCUUGUGGGCCGAGAUGCUCAUCGUCGUCGUCGGCGACGGCGUGGGGCGAGGGUUGGGGAAUGGGUCAGGGUUCUGACAGCUUUCAAAUCUCCAUCCUCGUCCGUCGUCCCAAUUCCCAAACCAUGGCUUCAAACACCACCACGAACCCCACCAACCCCGGUCAAACGAUUAACAUGGAUGUGCAAGUCCGGGACCCCGACCUAAACCCAUACGCACAGCAGAUCUAUAUUGCCAUCACAGUAAUUGGCUGGUUCAUCGUCUACUUCCUCUACGCCAUCUAG
This is a messenger RNA of Sordaria macrospora k-hell, 708 nucleotides long. RefSeq lists its product as uncharacterized. Lineage: Eukaryota; Fungi; Ascomycota; Sordariomycetes; Sordariales; Sordariaceae. The record is from RefSeq and is a predicted model, not a curated record.